AUGAAGUUUACACUUCAAAGAGAGAAUGACAUGGAGAUGGACAUGGAAUAUUAGAAGAGAUAUCAGAAUAUUGGCUACUUUUAUCAACUACCAGAUGCAUUCAUUCUUAUAUAUAAACCAGGUAACGAUGAUAAAUACUGGAAGAAUGUAGAUUACCCUAUUCUAAAGUAGUGGAUUGAAACUAAAACGAUGAAAAAGCAAGAUUGGAUAAUGCUCGUUUAAUUUGAUAUCAUCAAAGCCAUAGAUUACAAUGAAAAAAAAUUAAAGAAGAUUUUUGAAAAAAUCGUGAAUCAGUUUACUAAGGACUAAUAGCUUAAGAUUUUUAAGUUCAUUUAAAACAAGGAUCCUAAUAUUGACAUUCCAGCACCUUUGAAACAAGAGGAUAGUUUAUGCUAGAAACAAAUUGCGAAGCAAUUGAUAAGAUCUCUAUAAACCAACCUAGAUGAAAAAAUAAAUUUUUAUGAGAGCUAAAUUCUAUAUCAAUAGAUGAAAGCAAAAAAUUCUCCACAAGAUUACUAUAGCUAUUUGAGCUUAAUGUUUGGAAAAGUUUAUCUUUUAGUUAGGAUAGGCUAAUUAAGAACUGCUUUUGAAAUACUUCAAAGCAUUUCUGAUGUUUUAGGAGAUAAUUAGAGAUUAUUUAUUGAGUAUGAUAUAAAUAAAGAUAUCAAGAAAUUACUGGUUGAUGAUGUAAUCUCUGGAGUCAGGCAUUUAACUUAAAAAUUUAAUUUAUGGGAUUGGAAUCAAUAUCAAGUUAUUGAACAUAUUUAGACUUCUCAAAAAGUUUCACAAAUCUAAGUAUUCUAUUGCUAUUUUUGGACUGUUUAUGUAAUGUUUCAAAAAAUAACAGUCAAGCCUUAGGAGAUUUUAAUGGAUUCCGAGAUAAAUAUAAGCAAAGAAAAAGAAUAAAGUAUUAAAGAAGCUCUCUUGAUUGAUAAAUCAUGCUCUGUAGAAGAUUAUUUGAUCUUAGAAUAUGAUAAACUUUUCUAAUAAACUAGUUAAUUUGGAGAGAGAUUGAGAUAGGCCAUAUAAAUAAGAAGAUCUUAAUUCAAGGAUCUGGGAUAGUCUAUUUAAAUCAAAGAUUAUUAUAAUUGGCCUUAAAUUGGGCUCAAUUUGAUAAAGAAACUUGAUUAUAAUUCUGGGAAAUAAAAUUCCAACUAAAAAUUCAUCUGCUUAGUAAAUAGACUACUUAUUGAUCAAAGAAAUUUUUCUGAUAAUCAUGAAAAAUUAGUUAAAUUCUAUUCUGAAUCAAAGGAAAAAAUAAUAGCAGACUAGGUUUUGGAAUUUAGUUUACAAAAGCUCAGGCAUCUUGUAAAUAAAUGUGACUAUUUAUAAAUUUAAAGUAAUAAUAAAAGUGGGGAACAAUACGGUGAUAUAUCUAUUUCAAUUGAUGGACUACCUAUUUUAUUAAUGCUUAAAACUCCAUAAGGUUAAUUUUUAGAUAGCAAUUAAAAAAAUCAGCCUUUACAAGUAACAGCAAAUAUUGAACUGGAUUUUGAUAAUUAAAACUAUCUAAUGCUGAACUGCUAGAAUACAAUUAGAUUAAAUGUCUAAGGUUAAUUAAAUAAUGUUCAACAAAUCAGAUUAUCAUUUCCUUUCAAAUAGUCACCAGCAUCAAUUCAGAUCUUGGAAUUCGAAUUGAGAUCACUUAAAGAAUAAGAUAAAAAUAUUUCUCAAUUAAAAGAAUUCUAUUAAAUUCAAUAAAGUACUAUAAAUUUCAAGCAUGAUGAUUUUCACAUUACUGACAAGACUUAGUUGAUUAUUUUAUUCGAUUUAAGAACUCUAAAAGACUUUGAAUCUCUUAGACCGUUCAUAAAUACUAAAUAGCAACUUAAACUUUCAAUCGAUAUUUUGCAUGGAAAUGAUAAAGCAACUUCUUUAAAUGAAACUAGCUCAUUAUAGCCAUAAAGCCUGAGCUUAAAUAAGAAUUAAAGUGAGUAAUCGAGUGGUCCGCCAAUAAAUAAAAUGGAAAAAUAUCAUAAAUCUUUUAAGUUAUAUGUCAUCGAUGCUUUUGAUAUUCAGCUCUUACAUAAUAAUAAAGUCUGUAUCAUUAAAAAUUUAAGUUUUCAAAAGUUUAUGGCUGAAAAUGUCAAAAUAAUUUCAGAAAAGGAUGUGGUUGAAGAGCACAAAAUAGAUUUAAAUAAUCAUGAUAAGACUUUGGCAAAGAUUCUAGAGCAUAGAUUUCUGUUAAAAUAAAAAUUGGAAAAGAAUUAAAACUUGAGAGUUGAGGUUUAAUUACUAGAAAUAAGAAAUAAGAGAUAAAUUAACUAUCAAAAAAUUAUUCAAAAGUCAUCAGAAUUAAUGUUGAAACCACAACUUAAAACUACAAAAGAAGAAAAAUUCGUGGUCAAAUAUAAAAUUACAGAAGCAGAAAAUUUGAAUGCAAUGUAUAGGAAAAUCUUGAUAUCUUACUCUAUUUUGAAUGAGAAAAAUUUUGACAGUGCAGAAUUCAAUCAAGAUUAGGUUAAUUUGCCAAAUCUUGUUAUUUUAGAUCAGCACAAGAAAAAGUUUACUGAUAACUAAUUUGAAAUAGUAUGCUUAAUAAGCAAUCAAUUUGAUUUAUCUCUGCUAUCAUUAGGAGAUAUCCCACGACCAGUUUUAUUUGUGAGUGAUUUAAAAGAAGCUUUUGAAGAAUCUCAUUAUUAUUUAGAAAGAAUUAUUUGA
Stylonychia lemnae is the source of this 2661-nucleotide messenger RNA. The record is from the annotation of a GenBank genome assembly. Lineage: Eukaryota; Ciliophora; Spirotrichea; Sporadotrichida; Oxytrichidae.